AAGGAGAGGGGUAGUUUCCCCGUCGCCAUGACAACCUCACAGCCCGCCAUCUCGCUGUUGCCACGGUGAUCUGAUCCCGCUCCCUUCCUCCUGCACGACCGAGGGGAAGGAAGUCGGGGAUCGCCGCGCUCCUUUCGGAGGGAGAGGCGGAUGGCCGCCGACAGGAGGGCGGCGUGGAGGCUGUGCGAGUGACGUGGCCUGGCGAGCAUGCCCGUGCAGCAGAUGACGGUGGUCCCGGCCAGCGCCCCUCGUCCCAAAGACAGGAAUGAGGGCCAGGCCAAGGCCCCCGGUCGCUCAGGGAGUCGAUCCAGCAACAUCUCCAAGGCAAGCAACUCCACAGCGGGACAACCGAUUGCCUCCAAGACGUCCAUCACCCCGUCUUCUCAGGACAUCUGCAGUGUUGGUCACCUGACCCCCGUAGAAGAGAAAGUCGCCGCUGAAUUGCCCAAAGCGAUCACCACCAAGAGGACGGUCCCCAUCACAGGCCGCGGCCCCUCACGUGUGGCCCCCAAGAAGCAGGUGAAGCGCCGCCACCGCCGCAAGAAAAGCAGCUUCGUGGCCUUCGACUGCGUGGACGCUAACGCCACGCGCCAGCCCGUGGACCGCAACGAGUUGGGCGAGAAGCGGGAGCGGCCCUCGCGCGGUCGCCGGGAGAUGGCGCCUCGCCUGCGCUGCUCGGCCGCCGCCUGCUCGGACUCCACCUCCUUGGACGACGAGCCGCCCCGCCAGGCCCGCAGCUGGAGCAAGGAGAAGUGGCGGCGAGCGCGGCGCCGUAGCAAAGGCUGCGAUGAGGUGACGGAGGUGUUGGAGCUGCAGUCGGUGGGCUCCGACGAGUGGAAGGAGGCGCCGCCCCUGGAGGAGGACGGCCUGAAGAAACGCUGCAGCAGCAGCAGCAGCAGCAGCAGGUGCUCCGUCACCAGACACCACCUGCACAGCGCCGACAAGGAGGUCAAAGGUCGCGAGUCAAACAGCACAGCGGACAGCUCCUCGCCGGCGGAGGACGGCGAGGAGCUCAUCACCAAGAAGUAUCAGGAAGAAGUAUCGGGGGGCGGGGACAUGUCGGCGCCAACGCCUCAGAAGCGCUGCGGCGUGAAUGGCGGCGCGCCUCUCAUUUGCUCUGAUGAUUCUGAUAUGGAGGUGUGCAGGAUCUGCCACUGCGAGGGUGAGGAGGAGUGUCCCCUCAUCAUGCCAUGUCUGUGCACUGGCAGCCUGAGCUUCGUCCAUCAUGCAUGUCUCUACCAGUGGAUCAAGUCCUCCGACACACGCUGCUGUGAGCUCUGCAAGUACCACUUCAUCAUGGACACCAAGCUCAAACCACUGCGCAAGUGGGAGAAGCUGCACAUGUCCAAGAGCGAGAGGAGAAAGAUCUUCUGCUCCGUGUUGUUCCACCUGGUGGCCAUCAUGUGCAUGCUGUGGUCCGUCUACAUCCUGGUCAGGAGGACCACAGAGGAGAUCAAACUGGGGAAGAACGAGGAGUUAUGGAGGGUUUCUCUCCUGAAGUACUAUACUCCAGAGGGCGUGCUGGAGUGGCCCUUCUGGACCAAACUGAUCGUGGUGGCCAUCGGCUUCACGGGGGGCCUGAUCUUCAUGUACAUCCAGUGCAAGGUCUACCUGCAGCUGUGGCGCCGCCUCAAGGCCUUCAACCGCAUCAUCACCGUGCAGAACUGCCCCGACAAGAACACGCACCGCCGCCCGCCCACCGGCCCCCGCUCCGCCAACGGCAGGCGCGAGACGGCGGAGGUGCCCGCGGCGCCGGGGACCCACCUGGACUCAGACGCCUCCCUGGAGGGCACGGUGGCACCCAGGCAGAACCCCGUGUGACCAAACGAGGCUGGACCUGCAUCCAAGUGUUUGUCUCUCUCCAGGCCGGCAGGACCGAUUGGCUCCUGGUGCCAUGGAGGCCGAGGACCCCUGGAGGCCGAGGACCCCCAAAAAAGGCUUGCGAGGACCAUUUUUGUCCUGCUUUUUGACGCUUUUACUCUUUCUUUGUACUUUUCAAAGCGCCUGGCUUUUUAGGUUUCUUUCAAAACGGGACUGGCACACAUUUUCUGGCAUCUGACGAAGUGUCAGAGCCCUGUUGUGUUGAGAGCGAUUGUCGCAGAGUAUUUUUAUAUUAUCAGUUCCCCAAUUAAAAGGGGAAAUUACCUUUUCUUUUAUAUAAUUGUGUCUGUCAUUUACGAUCCUUAUGUAAGACAAGAACAUAUGUUAUUCUUCUUUUAUGCAUUCUAACUCAUAAAUAAAGGCUAGCAAAAGUCAGCUAACAAUGAAGCUAAAGGGAAUCACUCUAUUCCACCUAUAAAGCGCUCUAAAAACUUCCAUUAAGGUUUUAUAUACACAGUAUAAAUAUAAUGUAGUAACGGGCACAUUCAUAUUUACAUGUAAUAUAUACACAUAUAUAUAUAUUUUGCUCAUUUUAAGCAUCAUAACGUUCGCUAUUCCGUCAACAACAACACCACUACUACUCAUGGCAGACUUCAUGAGAGACAACAAAGACUACUUUGGGACAAAUGAUGAUCCAUAACCUUAGAUUUUUGAGCCUGAAUAUAAGGAGGAUGAGCAACAAGUUUUCGAAGCAGAGUGCUAAACAGAUCCAGUUUUAUUGAAACUCAUAAAUAAAGGCUAGCAAAAGUCAGCUAACAAUGAAGCUAAAGGGUAUCACUCUAUUCCACCUAUAAAGCGCUCUAAAAACUUCCAUUAAGGUUUUAUAUACACAGUAUAAAUAUAAUGUAGUAACGGGCACAUUCAUAUUUACAUGUAAUAUAUAUACAUAUAUAUUUAUAUAUAUAUAUAUUUUGCUCAUUUUAAGCAUCAUAACGUUCUCUAUUCCGUCAACAACACCACCACUACUACUCAUGGCACACUUCAUGAGAGACAACAAAGACUACUUUGGGACAAAUGAUGAUCCAUAACCUUAGAUUUUUGAGCCUGAAUAUAAGGAGGAUGAGCAACAAGUUUUCGAAGCAGAGUGCUAAACAGAUCCAGUUUUAUUGAAACUCAUAAAUAAAGGCUAGCAAAAGUCAGCUAACAAUGAAGCUAAAGGGAAUCACUCUAUUCCACCUAUAAAGCGCUCUAAAAACUUCCAUUAAGGUUUUAUAUACACAGUAUAAAUGUAAUGUAGUAACGGGCACAUUCAUAUUUACAUGUAAUAUAUAUACAUAUAUAUUUAUAUAUAUAUAUAUUUUGCUCAUUUUA
Molecule: messenger RNA, 3192 nt
Organism: Entelurus aequoreus (snake pipefish)
Lineage: Eukaryota; Metazoa; Chordata; Actinopteri; Syngnathiformes; Syngnathidae
Product: E3 ubiquitin-protein ligase MARCHF4-like
Exons: 8
Coding region: 208-1821 (537 amino acids)
Biological process (GO): antigen processing and presentation of peptide antigen via MHC class II; immune response; protein polyubiquitination
Cellular component (GO): lysosome; cytoplasm; late endosome membrane
Molecular function (GO): MHC protein binding; ubiquitin protein ligase activity; zinc ion binding
Source: RefSeq, a predicted model, not a curated record